Messenger RNA from Malaya genurostris, 4092 nucleotides. RefSeq lists its product as uncharacterized. Lineage: Eukaryota; Metazoa; Arthropoda; Insecta; Diptera; Culicidae. The transcript is spliced from 2 exons. Gene Ontology annotation, molecular function: RNA binding. Bases 180 to 2447 code for a protein of 755 amino acids. Gene Ontology annotation, cellular component: P-body. Gene Ontology annotation, biological process: deadenylation-dependent decapping of nuclear-transcribed mRNA; P-body assembly. The record is from RefSeq and is a predicted model, not a curated record.
CAAACAUAGAUUUUUGAAAAAAAUAUCUGGCAUCCUUGACGGUCACUGAUGGCUUGUCGAUGUUGCAAAUAUAAAUACAUCAAUAUUCGUAUUCAUAAAUGGACAAAAAUGCAUGUCAUAUUCAUAUAGAUUAAAGUUGUAUUUGACGAAAUGAAAUAGGAACUACUGUAUAUAGCAAAAUGGAUUCGUUUUUUGGUUUCGACACAACUUCACCAGGAUCGGAUGAUGGAGAUGAUUUCCGUAGAAAAGGAAUGAACAGUUCCAGAAACCCUGAUUCUGAUAAUGAGUAUGAUGCUUUGAAUGAUGAGACCUUUGGGAAUCCAGACAAGGGUGACUGGGAAAAUGUUCACGAAUCGUUUGUACGACUUGAGCGAAGUAAGGUUUCGCAUUCGGACGCCUUGGAAGAUGGAAAGGAUACGUUGUUCGAUGAGGAUGACGGACUAGAUUUACAUUUGUCGCAAUUUGAUUUCGUAGAUGAUGAGGACUAUAGUACAAGCACUAUUGGUGACUUGAGUUUAACCGAUGACAACUGCAAUAAAAUGCGUUUGAAACCACAUAUCUGGAACAGUCCAUCGAAAAAAACUUUAAUUCAUCAGGUUAAUAAAGGUAUUUCAAUUGGGCAUGAAAAAAUGAUAUCUGUAGAAGACAUCGAGAGAAACAUAAUCCAAAAACAACAAUUAGAAUGCUGGAAAACAGAACACCAGCAACAAAAAUUAGUUCAACGGAACCAAAUGAAGACGGAAAUCAAAAGACAUGUAGUCAAUUCAGUGGCAAAUAUACCACUGCAGUCAGUCGUACCUCCUGCACAGUUGCUUGCAAUUAGGAGCCCAAUGUUUCCGCCUCCACCUUCGUUGAAUCAACAAUCGCGAUUACCGAUUGGGUUUCUACCGUACAAUUUUUUACCAUCACGGUAUAAUACUCCAAUAAGUAACCUUGCAAUGCACCCUAGGAUUUCAACUGCUCAUCAGUUUGGUUUUUAUCCUCAUCCGUGCGUUUUAUUACCCGUUAGACAACCCUUGAAUCAAAAUAGCCAGAAUAAUCACUUCAACAAUCGCCUUGUACAGGAAAUUCAACAAAACCAUCCAAUGCUUUCGUUGAACUAUCGAAAACAUCAUACUGCUCAAAAACGGUACAACACACCGAAAGGACCAGAUUACGACGAAUAUGCAAACCUGAUGACGCAACGAGAAAAGCAAUGGCUUAUUGGAAUACAACUUACUCAACUUAACUCGGAAAUGCCAUACAUAAACGAUUAUUAUUUCACUGUUUUCAAGGAGAGAUUGGAUGCGCUGAAAGGUGAUAACGAUAGUCAAGCAUACAACGACAACCGGUUAAAUCAUCCGUUUACUCAGCAUAAAGGACAGAGUCAGUUGCUGCUAAGGUCUACGUUGGCAAGAAAUUGGGGCAUAUUGAAAUCUAAACUGAUUGUUAAUCGUCAACGCAAGAGUUCCGAAACUAAAAACAACAAUGAUCAAAACGACCAACCACGAACAUAUACUCCAUUACAGUUCGAGAAUUCUCUUGGAAAACUACAAUGCGGAAGCGUGACUGCUCCACGGAAAAUUAUUGAUAUGGAUGUAGUAGGAAAUGAGUCUACGAAUCAGGGUAAUACUAUUUUGGAAGUAUCAAUGCAGAGAAAGUCGCGCCACAUUCUGUUACACAUCGAGACUAUGUUUAAAAUAGUUCUUAAAAUGGAAGAUUUAAGAAAUCCAGCUGCCAUAGUAGCUGCAUUGCAGACAAAAGAAAUGAGUGAGACAGUUUUUUCGAGUAUGGAUGAUAACUAUAAGUCAUCAUCAUGUUCGUCUAUCCCGGAGCCUGAAACUUUUGACGAACUACUGGUUUUGCUGACCGCUGGAUUAACCCGAGAUAAGUUAACGUCGAUUAUGGGAGUACGGAAGGGUAAAAUUCUUCUUCGGCGAAUUUUCACUCUAUUGCGCGAGCAUCCCUGUCGUUGGACCUUCUGGUCUGCUAUGUUUUUGACGAUUCCGUUGCUGACAAAAAAGGAUCGUGACGACCAAGAAGGCGUUCUGUUUGCUUUGUACACAGAAUUCGAGCGUCACGUGCAGUACAGUCAAUUAAUGGAUCUCCUCGAAGUGUCACAGGUUAUCACGGGGGACAAAGUUUUGUCUUAUUUAACAAGCUGUAAAUUUCUGCUCUCUUCUAUCAUCACCAUUAUCUUUCAAAUGGAAACGUUUUUCGAUAAAAUACCGAGCAGUGUCGAAACCAACCAAAAACACCAGUGGAUUCAAUGUUUGGAAUUGAUCACCGAUACAGCAAGGAAUCUACUUAACAAUGUCACACGGAGCCCGAACCCUCAGCACACGAUUAAAAUCGAUCGCGAUAACAUCAUUCUACACACGAUCCGAUCACAUUUCGAAAGAUUUCCACAGCGAGUGAAGGGAAAUGAUUUUCUCGGGUUCAUUACAGCGGAUUCUUCCGUGGUUUGAUGAUGCAGUUUGAUUUAAUAAGGUCAAGUUACCGUAGCAAAAAUAUUAUUUACUAGUCAAAUAUGCGCACGCUAGAAGCUAACUGCCACAGAGGCUUUUCCUUUGUUUUCUUGUCUUACUGCAAGACAAACAUGUAGUUAUUUUCGUUAUAUGAAACAUGUACCCUUUUAUGAUUAAUCAACUUUCAACUUUUGUAUACAUCUAACAGAAAAUGGAAACCGAACGCAUGAAUAUGUAUAUAAUUCAAAACUCAUACGAUGGAUAGUCGUCUGUUUCGAGCUACAUCAAAGUUUCGACUCGAACACAAUUUGUAUGAAACAAACAUUUUCUAACAACAACCAGGAUCCAGAAGCCAAAUAAGUAAAUUAGAAUUCCGUUAUUUAACUGAUUCUUUUUUUUUGUUUAUCAUCCUUCAUUUCUCAAUUGCUACUUGAGCGCUAUCUAGCGGGACUACUUUAAAAGACCGAAACAGAUAAGGCAGAAUCACAAAAAGCCGACAGUUCCUUGAAAGCAAAUCUGUAAUCCAGCCGAUUGCCUGUUAUUGUUAAUAUGUGUAAAAUGAGUGAUGUGUUUCGUGUGAUAAAAUUGAGCAAUGUUUGCUUUAAAAUGAAUUAUUACGUAUAAAAUAAUUGAUAUAAAUUCAUGUAGUUUUUUCGUUUUUUUUACUGUGACAUUGGAACUGAUUUCAGCUUUAUGUUUUAGGUCUGAACAAUUUUUCAUAUUUAGACCUUCUGCAACUAUAAAGUUUUAAACACUUUAUUAUUUCCAAUUCUUUCUGUUGUUCUUAUGCAGUCUCAAUAUUCCGUACACUAUACACUACAUUCCGAAAAGUUGCUUAUUGUGGUACAAUGGGCGUGAUCAUCUAUUCUAAUAUUAUACAAUACUUUUUUUCAUUUAUUUAUAUAUAGAAUAUAUAACGAUUUGUUAAUUGAAUUCACCCCUCAAAAGAUCAGCUUUUCGAAACUAACACCAAUAAUUUAAGUAAAUCUUUUUUAAAUAGUUUUUCGUUAGGAAAACAUAUAGUUCAGAAAGUAUUUGAAACAGUAUAAAACACGUUUGAAUACUAUAUGGAAGUGGGCAAUUGAGCAUUGUAUAUAUGGAAAUAAUUUUACUUAUCAUAGCUAGAAUCGACGCGGAAAAAUGAAUACUUGGAAUAAGAUUCAAAUUGCUCUGCCUGUUAUGUUAGGUCGUUCUCAUUUUUCGCUUCUACCAGUACUAAACACUGCAAAUAAAAUAUGUGUAUGCUAUAAGCAAAUGUUCGAAAAUGUUUACUUGAUUAUUUUAUAUCAUAGAUGCUCGUGAUAGUUGUGUCUUUUAGUAGUGUUUUGCACAGUUAAAGUAUGUCGCGUUUGUUCAAAUAUUGUAAAUACAUAGGUGAGGAAAAAAACAUCUAGUGGAGCAUUUUCGAGCUCAAUAAAAAAUGUGUAGCCUUACUUUAAAAAACAAAACCAAAUUUUUGAAAUUGUUCAAAAAAUUGCUUCAUCAAGAGAAAACGCUUUAUAGUGAUAAUGCAUCAAUUAUAAAGAUUCGACUAUAAGAGUUUCCUGUUCAAUUAAAUGUGACUUAUUAAUGUUUGUUUGAAACUAACAGCGAAAAUUAUCUUUCAUCUCUCUGGAUCGAAAUAUAUUUUUCUUUUUUCGUGUAA